UGUCCUAGGGUGGCCCGGAAUUUCCUGAGCCCCCAGUUACUGGGGUGCCAUCUGAUGCUAACCUGUCCCCCGCCGACCGCCACUGCCUGGCCUGGGGAGAGACAGGUCCUCGGGAGCAUGGGCAAGACCUGCGAGAUGGGACGCGCCGUGGUGGACAGCCCUCUGGGGAAGAUCGAGAUCUCUGGUUGCGAGCAGGGGCUGCAUGAGAUACGGCUGUGCGGCCGGAAGACCCUGGACCCGGACCCCGCGGAGGCCCCUGCGCCCCCCAGGCAACUUGCAGGUCCAGAGGAGAUGAUGGAGCCCCUGGGGCAGUGCGCAGCCUGGCUGGACGCCUACUUCCGCAAGCCCUCGGUCCUCCGGGAGCUCCCCGUGCCUGCUCUCCACCACCCUCUUUUCCAGCAAGAGUCGUUCACCAGACAGGUGUUAUGGAAGCUGCUGCAGGCUGUGAAGUUUGGAGAAACGGUUUCUUACCAGCAGUUAGCAGCCCUGGUGGGCAGCCCCAGAGCCGCACGGGCAGUGGGAGGAGCCAUGAGGAGCAAUCCUGACCGAAGCUGGUGUGGAGGGAGCUGAAGUUCACAUCCGUUUUGCCUCGUAUCCGUUUGAAAGGCGUGGAGGUUGAAAUGGAGCUCGGCCAAGCAGUGUCUGUCUGUCUGCCUGAAACGGGGGUGGCGGUGGAGAGCCAGGCCGGAGCCUAGAGAAACUGCAGGUACCCAGGUCUCUAAGUGGCGGGGGGGCAGCCGCCCGGAGUCCGGACCGCGUGGCUCCAGGUGCGGACAGAUGGAGAGAGUCUGGCCUCCAUCACCCAGGCCGGGCUGGACAGCAUCUGUGCCGGCCGGGCCGCGGGGGACGAGGACAAGGACGAGACGCUAGGCGGCGAGGACGGCGCCUGGGUGGAUGAAAGGAUGUCGUUAACAAGCCUUUCAAGUUCCUCGUUAAUGUUUUUUUCACUGCAAAAACCACUCGGAAAAAUUCCACGUGGACAGCAGUUGGGUUGAUCCUGAAAAGCGCGACGCCGGUGCUGUUGGUGCCUUCAGAGACCCCCUCCCCCCCCACUCAGCAGCUUGUUUCAAGCCGCUGCCCUGGGGUGGGGGGGGCGGCGCUGGUGUUCAGACUCUCAGGUGGCCGCUGGCGCUGGGGUCAGGAUGCAGGCAGUGGUCAUUGCGAACGCUGGGGGCGGGGGCGGGCAGAGGCUGCUGCUCCAGGGAGGCUGUCACUCUGCCGGCCCCAGGGGGCCAUCCGAGGCCUGCCCAUCGGGUGUGUGUCUGUGCCUCCACGCUGUUCCGGGGGGGAGGGGGAGGGAGGCCAGGGCGGAGCAGGGCUGGGGACCUUGGCCCCUUUCCUUGUUUCUCAGGUAGGGCCGUGGCCUGGCGCGCACACCGCCGCGCACCCGGGUUCUUCAGUCCUGCCGUCACGCCUCGCUCCUGUUUAGUCCCAAACGCAGCAGCAUGUGUGCUUCCAGACUGGUUUGUUGACUUAAAUUAAGAAAGACCCAGCUGGAGAAAAUAUCAGUGUCCAAACAUUAAGCAACAUGUGAUACUGUGUAGAAAGUAUUGCUUUUGCGUGUUGUGAUUGCCAUGGCAACAAGGCGACGUGGAUGCACAUGUGAGACUUCUGGCAGGAAACAUAGGAGCAGGUAUGCAGCCGAGCUGAGGCCCCCAGCAGGUGGAUUUGGUCCCAGGGCUCUGGGGAUGCUCUGCUGCUUGGGGGCAUCUCCAGACACCCCCAUGUCUCCAGUGGCCCAAAGAAGGGGGUCUUGCCCCAGGACAGAGGGUGCAGAAACCUGAGUCUCAGACUCUGCUGAACUUGGAUUCCCGUCCCCCAGCCCCGUGAGCAGAGUGAGUACAUAUGUGGGACCCUCCUCCUGAGGUCCCCAGAGUCUAGGGCCUGGCAAAGCAGCCAGGCUUCUGGCUGCCAGAAUCAGCUGCUCCUGUGUCCUGUCCCACUGAGUCCAUGACUGGGGCAGGGACAGUUCGCAACACCCCUCCCAAGGAGAAAGGCCAGCCCUGGCCAUCUCCCGGGAUGCAAUCCAGGGCCAGUAGGGAUGACAACCUGACAGAGCAAGGUCAGGGCACUGGUGACCCGUGGUGACCCCAUGGGCAUCCGCUGGAGCUCGUCCUGGCUCCAGGGCCUCCUCAAGGCCCAGGAGGAGGGACAUGCAACCUGGCCUGACGGUCCGGGGCUAGCACAGCAGGUGUGCGAAGGCCCAGCAGCCAAGACCACGUGAGAAGACCCGGCGGAGGCCCAGACGUUGGGGCGGAAGGGCCAAAAUUCCCCCGACUGAGGCUGCAUCUGAUGAGGUUGGAGGCAUUUUCUGGUUUUCCUCGCUGCGUUUGCUGAAAAGGAAGCUUCCACCAUGGAGGAUGUUAACGACAGAGGGAGGCCAGCCGUGUGGCUUUCCCUGGCGGGACCCUGCCGCCCACUGCUUUUCUCGUGAGCAGGGGUGGCCAAGGGCCACCCCUCGCCAGACGGCAACUACUCAAACCUAGGGGACAGUUCAAAAACUUGUAAUUUUGUUGGAAUAAACUACAGGUAAUUUUAUGA
Molecule: messenger RNA, 2541 nt
Organism: Phacochoerus africanus (Common warthog)
Lineage: Eukaryota; Metazoa; Chordata; Mammalia; Artiodactyla; Suidae
Gene: MGMT
Product: O-6-methylguanine-DNA methyltransferase
Exons: 5
Coding region: 55-570 (171 amino acids)
Biological process (GO): DNA repair
Cellular component (GO): nucleus
Molecular function (GO): methylated-DNA-[protein]-cysteine S-methyltransferase activity
Source: RefSeq, a predicted model, not a curated record